Molecule: messenger RNA, 706 nt
Organism: Durusdinium trenchii
Lineage: Eukaryota; Dinophyceae; Suessiales; Symbiodiniaceae
Source: the annotation of a GenBank genome assembly
AAGGGCUCAAGGUUUCUUUAACAAUUUUCCAUUCCGUGCCCGAUUGUUUUCACGAUUCUCCGGUGCAUGGCCGGGCGUCCAGGGCCAAGUGGCCUGGAGAGUGUCAGAAGCUCUUUGCAGCCAGGAGAAGUCGUUGAGAAUGUGCUGAGUGAGGCUUGUGAGCAGCAAGACAUCAGCUGGGAAGACAUUGAGCCGCUGGCAGCGACUGGGGAAGAUGCUCAACCUCAAGAGGUGGAUGACUGGGAAGAUGCCCUGCAGAGCUUGCAGGCUUCGUGGUCCUCCUUCUUAUCAUGGACGCAGUCCCAGCUGGCCACUCCGCUUCCUUCGCUUGAAGGCCAGCCCAGUCGGCUUCGCCAUGAACUCUGGCUCAAGCACAUGAACGCUUUUCUGGAGAAGGAACAGCACGCACAGACGUCCCAAGUGCCUAAAGCGGGCCAACGGUGGAGCUUGGCCCGCUUUCUUCAGCGAGUGUUCCGGCCGAGCCGCGUGGAGGAGCCGUGUUGACCUGAUAGGCCACGGCUCUCCAAUUUGAAUCACAUGGGUUUUCAAUGAUCUUUGCUGUGUGCACGAGCACGUGCACUCAGAUCCUAUAACAACUAUAAUGAUUCUCGUUGAACUUGGGCGAAUUUUUAAAAGAUUCCCAGAGCAAGCCUAAGGAGGUUUGUACUGGUACAAAGCAUUCGCACCAAGAUGCUGCCUGCAUUGG